This is a messenger RNA of Eutrema salsugineum, 351 nucleotides long. RefSeq lists its product as uncharacterized. The coding region runs from base 1 to 351 and encodes 116 amino acids. The transcript has a single exon. The record is from RefSeq and is a predicted model, not a curated record. Lineage: Eukaryota; Viridiplantae; Streptophyta; Magnoliopsida; Brassicales; Brassicaceae. Gene Ontology annotation, molecular function: RNA-DNA hybrid ribonuclease activity; nucleic acid binding.
AUGGGAGCACAGAACGUAAGACGGAGUCUUUCGGCUCUGCACGCAGAGUUAGAGGCCCUCAUAUGGGCGAUGCACUGCAUGAUCCUCAACCAGAAAAAGGAAGUAGCUUUUGCAACAGACUGCUCAGAAAUUUUGAAGAUGGUGGCUACACCCGAUGAAUGGCCAGCUUUCGCCCAACAUUUGGAGGAGAUUGGACGAAUGAAGGAUAGCUUCACUUUCUUCCUCCUAACACAUAUCUCGCGCACAAAGAAUUCGAGGGCGGACAAUCUGGCACGGAGUGCCCGGACCUACCCCCAAGAAGUCAUUUAUGUAAACUCUAUUCCUCCGAGUUGGUUAGCUGACCCGUUAUAG